Molecule: messenger RNA, 2205 nt
Organism: Daldinia childiae
Lineage: Eukaryota; Fungi; Ascomycota; Sordariomycetes; Xylariales; Hypoxylaceae
Product: Interferon-induced GTP-binding protein Mx
Exons: 3
Coding region: 1-2205 (734 amino acids)
Cellular component (GO): membrane; microtubule; cytoplasm
Molecular function (GO): microtubule binding; GTPase activity; GTP binding
Source: RefSeq, a predicted model, not a curated record
AUGGCAUCACAAGGAGCGGUUAUACCGCUUCAAUCUAAGGAUCAUAAGACGUUGAUGGAUAUUAUCGAUAAAUUGAGGUCAAAGGGGAUUAACCGAUAUGUCAAUCUUCCUCAGAUUGUCGUCUGCGGCGAUCAAUCAUCGGGCAAAAGUUCCGUUUUGCAGGCAAUUUCAGGCAUGACUUUUCCGACCAAGGACAGUCUCUGUACACGUUUCGCGACGGAAUUGAUCUUACGACAUACUAAUGAACACACUGAAGAGAAAUGUCGCGUGUCUAUUUCUCCUGGCAUUGAUCGCUCGACCGAAGAAAAGGCACGUCUUGAGAAGUUCCAAUACUCCGAGAUCCCUGACGACUUCAAUAUUGGAGCCUUGGUGGAUAAGGCUAAAGAAGCCAUGGGAGUUGGUUCUAAUCAAGGUAGAACCUUCUGCAAGGACAUUCUUCGCAUCGAACUAUCCGGUCCAACUCAGCCUCAUUUGACAAUUGUCGACCUGCCAGGACUUUUUCGUGCCGGUAAUAGGGAGCAGUCGGCUGAGGAUGGUGCAAUCGUACAAUCGCUAGUACUUUCGUACAUGAAGAAUCCACGGAGUAUUAUACUGGCUGUGGUUUCAGCUCAGAGCAACUUUGCUUUACAGGAAGUUACCCAGCACGCACGCGAGAUAGAUAUUCGUGGUGAAAGGACCUUGGGACUCGUCACAAAACCGGACACGCUCGACGUCGGUUCGGCAAGCGAGCGUGACUACUUCGAAUUGGUGCGGAAUAGGGACGUCAAGUUUCGGCUUGGGUGGCAUGUUAUGAGAAACCGUGAUUUCAAAAGCAGAGAUGUCACGAAUGAGGAGCGAGACAUAGCAGAGGCGGAGUUUUUCGAUCAAGGCGUCUGGGCUGGACUACCACGAUCUCAGAAAGGGUCCGCAAGUCUACGUACUCGGCUGAGCGAGGUACUCAAGGAACAAAUACUCGAGCAGCUACCGGAAGUUCUAGAAGAGAUCCAGAGAGGACUAGACGAAUGCUCGAGCCAUCUUGAAAAGCUUGGCGAUGCUCGUAGCACGCUUGCUGAACAACGCAGGUACUUGCUCAAGGCUAGCCACCAAUUCUCGAAUCUCAUCACCGAAGCAAAAGAUGGGGUUUAUCAAGAUAAGUUCUUUGGAAACGCUCGAGAUGAGAUAGGAUACCGAAAAAGGCUGCGUGCCGUUGUGCAGAACACCUUGACUGAUUUCGCCCAUACAAUGCGAAUUGAUGGACAUGCAAGAAAGAUCGUCGAGGAAGUCUCAACGAAUUCCGCUACAGAUGCCUCACGAGAUGACCUUAAAGAGGUUUCACGAGAUGACUACCUACUAGAGGUGAAGGAUCUGAUGAAAAGAACUCGGGGGUGUGAGCUUCCAGGCACAUACAACCCUUUGAUAAUCAGCGAGUUGUUCCGCGAACAGUGCAAGCCUUGGAGAGGUUGGUUGGAAAAUUUCUCCAGCGAGAUAUCCAAAGCUGUGAACUUAACCGUUAAUGAAGCAUUGGAAUAUAUCGUGGAUGAGGAUACGAAGGCGAAACUCUGGGGUGAAUUGAUUGGCGAUGGUUUGGAUCAGCUCAACCAUCAGCUUGAUAGCAAGGUGGAUGAGAUCCUGCGGCCUCAUGAGGAUGGUCACGCAAUUACAUACAACCACUAUCUGACAGACAACGUCCAGAAAAUUCGCAGCAAUCGCUAUCGGAAUAAUGUCAUGCGAGGGCUGAGGGAGUCCGGAGUUGGGCCAAGAGAUAUGCUGCAAGCAAGUAUUCACAACUGCUUGGAGCUAGUUAUUAAGCAUACCCAAAAAGACAUGGAGACUGUCUCAAGUUCGGACGCUAUCGACUGGAUGGAGGCAUAUUAUAAAGUGGCAAUGAAGCAAAUUAUAGAUGACUUUAGCAAGUUGGCUGUUGAGGCUUGUCUUAUUUCGAAGAUUCCUGGGUUAUUUACCCCAGAAGUAGUACUUGAGCUCAGCGAUGAUACCGUGAGUAGGAUUGCUGCCGAGAGUUGGGAAAUGGCAGACGAACGAAAGUUCCUCACAGAAAAGAUGAACGUUCUCAGCGGUGGCAUGGCGGAACUACAGCGCCUAAAUAAAUAUCAUAAACGUACGAGCGUUGUUAUGCCAGAGCGACCGGAAGAGCCAGUACACGAAACAACAAUCUCGACAACUUCAGAGGAGAUAAAUGAGCCUGAUUUUGGAAUUUUUGAAGAGUAA